UGUAGCUGCGAUUCGCAUUCUGCAGCGUCGAGACCUUGCUAUCUGCCUUCUCUCACUCAUCCUACCACCAAAAAAUAAUUUAGAAGAUGCAGGCCGGAGGUCAAACCCCGGUGUUUGUGAUGAACACGGCCCCGGAGAGACAAUCUGGACGAAAAGCUCAGAUCUCCAAUAUCACUGCAGCAAAGACCGUUGCGGACGUCAUCAGGACAUGUCUUGGACCAAAAGCAAUGCUGAAGAUGAUUUUGGAUCCGAUGGGUGGCAUUCUCCUGACGAACGACGGCAACGCAAUCCUGCGUGAGAUCGAUGUCGCACAUCCUGCCGCGAAGAACAUGAUUGAGCUCAGCCGAACGCAGGACGAGGAGUGCGGUGAUGGUACCACAAGCGUGAUCAUUCUCGCCGGCGAGAUUCUUGCAGAGUCUCUCGAGCAGUUAGAGCGCGACAUCCACCCAGUCGUCAUCAUCUCUGCAUACAACAAGGCUCUCAAGGAGGCACUCGAGAUCAUCAAGCGCAUCUCCAUUCCAAUCGACACCAAUGAUGACGCCCAGAUGCUCUCGCUCAUCAAGACGUCGAUAGGCACGAAAUUCGUCAUGCGCUGGUCAGACCUCAUGUGCAAUCUCGCGCUGCAGGCUGUGAGAACUGUUGCAACGGAGGAGGGUACCGUUAAAACAGUCGAUAUCAAGCGUUAUGCACGCGUAGAGAAGAUUCCUGGCGGCGAAAUCGAACAAAGCAAAGUGCUUAAUGGGAUUAUGUUGAAUAAGGACAUCACGCAUCCGAAAAUGCGCAGGCGGAUCGAGAACCCGCGUAUCGUUCUGCUCGACUGCCCGCUGGAAUAUAAGAAGGGAGAGUCGCAGACCAACAUCGAGAUCUCCAAAGAGGCGGAUUGGUCGAGGAUUCAGGAGAUUGAGGAGGAGCAGGUCAAGGCGAUGGUUGAUCGGAUUCUUGAACUGAAGCCCGAUCUCCUCAUUACGGAGAAAGGCAUUUCUGAUUACGCGCAACACUUCCUCUACAAGGCCAAUGUCUCUGCCAUCCGACGAGUUCGCAAGUCAGAUAAUAACCGCAUUGCACGGGCAGUUGGAGCCACAAUUGUGAACCGUGUCGAAGAUCUCCGGGAAUCGGACAUUGGAACUAACUGUGGUCUUUUCCACAUUGAGAAAAUUGGCGACGAGUAUUUUACUUUCCUCACUGAGUGCAAAACGCCGAAGGCAUGCACUAUUCUCCUCCGCGGCCCCUCUAAGGACAUCCUGAACGAAGUGGACCGAAAUCUCGCAGACGCAAUGUCCGUUGCACGUAAUGUCUUUUUCAACCCAUUACUUGCUCCGGGUGGCGGCGCGACGGAGAUGGCUAUAAGUGUUGGACUGCAGGCGAAGGCGCGAAGUAUCACGGGUGUUGAGAAUGGACCGUUCAGAGCGGUAGCAGAUGCGAUGGAGGUCAUUCCUAGGACGCUCGUGCAGAACGCCGGCGGUAAUGCAAUCAGAGUGCUGACUGAGCUGCGGGCUAAGCACGCAAACGGGGAACACUCGUGGGGAGUCAAUGGCGAGACUGGUAAGAUUGUUGAUAUGAAGGAAUAUGGGUUGUACGAAUCUGCGAGUGUCAAGGUCCAAAUCUUGAAAACAGCUGUUGAAGCCGCACGAGUCCUUCUGCGCGUUGAUGAUGUUGUGCAGGCGACACGGAAAGACAAGGAUAGUCAAGGAGGUGGCCCCCCUCCGGAAGAGACGAUGGAAGGUUGAUCAACUACACACAGCACAUAUGAGUCGUGUAUUUGGUAUGGCCUGGAAGUACACUAACUUCAAAUGGCAUCUCUUAUUGGCGGACUCUGCACCUUCCACUCUCACGUCUGUCACCGGUCAUAUGUGUCCUCCCGUCGUUACUUCCGAUAUCGGUGAUCCUCCAGAGAGCCAAUGGCUGUAAAGCGCAAACGUCUUCGUCGGCGUUUUGUUGAUGAAGCGCCACACUGUUCCUUGGCAGGGACGUUUCAGAUAAAUUAAUUAUAAGGCAUCAUCCGCAUUUCCACUGAAACGGCCUGUAUUUGUACUAACUUGGCAUUACAUCAUAGUUAAGUUCCUGCCUUGAUAUGUUGACACCGG
Messenger RNA from Laetiporus sulphureus 93-53, 2084 nucleotides. Its product is annotated as T-complex protein 1. NCBI's taxonomy places the organism in Eukaryota, Fungi, Basidiomycota, Agaricomycetes, Polyporales, Laetiporaceae. Gene Ontology annotation, cellular component: chaperonin-containing T-complex. The transcript has 9 exons. Gene Ontology annotation, biological process: protein folding. The record is from RefSeq and is a predicted model, not a curated record. Bases 87 to 1727 code for a protein of 546 amino acids. Gene Ontology annotation, molecular function: ATP hydrolysis activity; ATP binding; ATP-dependent protein folding chaperone.